Vespula pensylvanica (western yellowjacket) is the source of this 1108-nucleotide messenger RNA. RefSeq lists its product as uncharacterized. Gene Ontology annotation, molecular function: N-acetyltransferase activity. Bases 262 to 1044 code for a protein of 260 amino acids. The record is from RefSeq and is a predicted model, not a curated record. Lineage: Eukaryota; Metazoa; Arthropoda; Insecta; Hymenoptera; Vespidae. The transcript has 3 exons.
UAUAGGAAGAUAAAAAAAUGAAGAAAGAUAAAAUUUUACUUUGUAUCAUUUGUUCUCGGCAAUUACAUGAAUAGGGUUUACCACGGAUAUCUCAUUCAACAUAAAAAUGAAUAUAUAUAAAUGUAUAUAUUAUAUAAAUGUGUGUGUGUGUGUAUGUAUGUAUAUAUACCAGUUUUUUAUUUACUGUAAUCAUAUACGUUCAUUAUUCAUUGCGGUCAGUGUUUCGCGAAUCGUCGAGGAGGAACAAUCUAGGCAGUAACGAUGGGAACACGUAAGAGAAUGUCCUCUUAUCGGCUUUGGGGCUCAACAGAAGACGGAGACAUCGAAUUUGAAUCGUUGACAAAUGAUACAUUAUCUGGUGCUCUUGACGUUAUAAGAAAAAGUUUUUUUACUCGAGAGAACGUAUGCAAAGGCGUAGAACUUAUAAAGGAACCUGGUGCGGCCGAUGAACUGAUAGAACUUUGUUUGAAUGCCGCUAAAGAUGGAGUCAGCGUUGUCGCCAUUGACGUAAAAAGCGGGGAGGUUGUUGGCGCGCUUUUCAAUAAAAUUCAGGUCGCUGGAAGUCCAACAGACAAGAGUUCGUUCGAACUUUUCAGCGAAAAUUGUAAAUACAAAUCGUCGAAGGCACUGGUAGACUUCAUGAUCGAUGUCGACGGAUAUAUAAAUCUUUUCAAGCAUUACAACGUUAAAUACAUUUUGGAAAUAAUGUUUUUAGCGACUUUACCGAAUUUCGGUAAACGUAGAAUAGGUGAACUUUUGAUUAGUUCCUCGUUGGAAAUUGCCAGGGAGUUGAAACGCGGCAAAUCCGUAAAGAUUCCGGUUACGAUAAAUAAUAACAAUUUUAUAGAAAAUUACGAUAUUAUUCCGACAUUGUCCUCGACUAUAGCAACGUCGGAUUAUUCGAAGAAGAUCUGUAUGAAAUUGGGAUUUGAAAUAUUGUUAGAAAGGAAUUUCGAUCAAUACGAAUUCAAUGAUAAGAAAUUUAGCGAUAAAAUCGAUGAGAAAAAUCAGACAUUCAUUGUAUUUGCUAAAAGAAUUUUGUGAACAUUUUGUUUUGUUUAAUGAAAUUAAAUGUGAAUUAAAUAAAAACUUAAAAAUAAGAUAAUAC